AUGUUUCAAUUAGAUGCUCUUAUUGAUACAUCUGUUUUACCAUCAAAUGUAAUGUCAUUACGUGAUGAUAAAUUUAUUGAUUUUGUUAAAGCAGAAGCCGGUGAUGGUGCUGCAGCUCUACUUGAAAUUCAAGGUAUUAAUUGCGUAAAGUCAUUGGUGAUGACGUCUAAUGUUUAUUCUAUUAUGGACGUGAAUAGUAAAUGUUUAAAUGAUUUUAAAAACAAAUAUGGUUAUAUGCAAGACGAUGGUACAUUUGUUAUACAACCUGGAAUAAAAGGAAAUACCGAAUAUCUUAUUGAUUUGUUAAAAAAGAAAUGUAUUGAAGAUGCCAAAGAAACUAAAUCUUCAAAAUAUUGUCAAUCAUCAUCGUCAACAAUAGCAAAAUCAACAUCAUCUGUUCCAUUAAAUAGUUCACCAGAAAAAAUAUCAACCAAAUCUUCCAAUUUAUCAGUUAGUCAACAUAAAACAUAUAUUAUUGAUACAUUGAGGGUGGGGUGUGGGUGUGGGUGUGGGUAUUUGUUGUCUCUAUAUCUACACCCACACCCACACCCACCCACAUUCACACCCACACACCCACCCACACCCACUCCACACCUACCAACACCCACCAGCCACACUCACCCCCACGCCACCCACCCCCACGCCCACACCCCACCACACCCACAGCCACACCCCACCACACCCACUCACCCCACACCCCACACCCCACAUCCACACCCCACACCCACCCACCCACACCCAUACAUUAAAAUUACUUGUCUAGUGCUAUCGCUGCUUUAAGCAAAAGCUUGUUGUAUAUAUGAUAUUUUACUCUGCGAUUGGAUAUAGUAUGAUUUAUUUUCAGCUAGGGGUUCCAUUGAGCCUCUACUUUCCUUGAGAAGUCUAUAGCAAAUAGCAUUGUCAAUGAAUGUUCUAGGAUCUAUACAAAUUUCUAGUAGAAUUUUCCAGGUCUAUUUUACGUUUUCGUAUUACUGUUGUGAACUUUUUUGUUAUGUGGCCUCUGAAAAAAUUUGAAUAUGAUAUCCUGUGGUUUUUCGAAAUCAGUGGAGUUCGAGUUUAGCGGAAGUGUAAAUAAAGAAGAGUCGUGUUGUGGAGAAAUCGAACGAAAAAUAGCAGCGGCUAGCCGUGGGUGGCACUCCGGAGAGGCGUCCACGAGCGACUUAUCGCUGCACUAGAAAGAUUCUUGAAGAAAGGCUUCAGACUGCUGAGACUUAUCCAGUGAACAUCAACAGUUUAGAUCGAAUGGAUAUGGAUAAGGAAUAGCAGUUGUUGAGAACUGAGAAAUGUUUUGAAAUAAACUGUAAUAAUGCCUUUUCUUCACAUGCACAAUAUAUGUAUAGUGCAUUUGACGGAAAAAUCACUUGAAAACUUUAUGUUCAUCUUAUUGUCAUGAGACUUGAAUAAAAUAAACAGGGUUUUCUGCUGGAAUGUUUCAUAAUAAAGGGUGUUCACUAAGUUCUGACCCUAUUCGUAUUUUGAUUAUAACUUUUUUUAUUUUCAACUCUUAGACCUGAUUGUUUUCCCAAAAGAUGCGUCGUAAAAUUCUCUAUAAGACUUGAUAAAGAGUAUUUCUGUAAAAAGUGAAGUAGAGAAAUUGAACGAAGAAUAUCCAACGCCUAGAAAAGGGCCAACUUUCUAAGCUAUUUUCAUUUACAAUCUUUAUAGUAUUUCAAACAACUUGAAAGAAAACGAAACAACAGUGAAAAUGUUUUGGAGUACUUUGAAAUGUGCUCUUUCUCGUCAUGGAUUUCAAAGUCAUUGAAAAAUCUAACAUUCCAUAAUGUAUUAUAAAAUGAACAAAAACUGUUACCUUUCGCCGACUAACUUUAUGAAGAAAACUCUCAGGUAAGCUUUAAAUAAAUUUUUGUUGUUG
Messenger RNA from Rotaria sp. Silwood1, 1873 nucleotides. The record is from the annotation of a GenBank genome assembly. Lineage: Eukaryota; Metazoa; Rotifera; Eurotatoria; Philodinida; Philodinidae.